Messenger RNA from Dentiscutata heterogama, 317 nucleotides. Lineage: Eukaryota; Fungi; Glomeromycota; Glomeromycetes; Diversisporales; Gigasporaceae. The record is from the annotation of a GenBank genome assembly.
AUCAAGUAAAACUAACAUUUGAUGUAAUUUCUGGAAAAAGAGAAACUCCAAUUAGUGGAACUCCAAUUGGCUUUAUGAACCUUUAUUGCGAUGCUUGGAAUGGCGAUCCAAAUUUACGCCCUAGUAUAUCUGAAAUCCGUCAAAGACUAAAUAAUAUACUAAAAAUGGAGCCAGUUUAUUAUAAUAGCCAAAAUAUUAAUGUAGAUAUUUUAAGCAAUAAAAAUAUAGAUUCUACACAAAUUGAAUUCAGUGGCAUAGGCAAUAAUAAUAUCUCUAUUCAAUGUUCUAAUUCAAUAGGUUUGCUAUAUUUUAUUUAA